Molecule: messenger RNA, 2980 nt
Organism: Amorphotheca resinae ATCC 22711
Lineage: Eukaryota; Fungi; Ascomycota; Leotiomycetes; Helotiales; Amorphothecaceae
Exons: 6
Coding region: 27-2717 (896 amino acids)
Biological process (GO): DNA replication initiation
Cellular component (GO): nucleolus
Molecular function (GO): acyltransferase activity, transferring groups other than amino-acyl groups; chromatin binding
Source: RefSeq, a predicted model, not a curated record
CAAUAUUUUUCAACAACAAUCCGAACAUGCCCAAAAUACCAGCUGUCAAGAGGCGCAAGCUGACGCCUCCCGCAACAGAUGGAGAGGAUUCCUCUUCAACUCUCAAGGCAGUGCCCGAAACGAACGCCUUCUUCAAGCAGGCCUCUAGCUGGAAUCUGGAGCAAGAUUACGAGUCAAGACCUCGAAAAGGGAAAAAGAAGGAAAAGGAGAAUACCCGGUUGCCUAUAAAAACAUCUGAUGGAGUAAUUCAGCAAGUGGAAGUACCGGAAGAAGACAACGAUGAGGAAAGCGACUUGGAAUGGCUCGGGGCAGACGAAUCCGAGGAAGAGAUCGUGGAAGAGGUUAAGAAGCCUACUGUUCCCAUGCGACAACAGAUUCUAGAGGCAAAGGAAGAGUUGGCACGCAUAGCAUUGAUGUUAAAUGAGGAUCCGGAGGAGAAUGCCGGUGCUUUCAAAUCUCUCGCGCAAUUUGGACAAUCAGACAAUACAACGAUCAAGAAACUCGCUCUUGCAACACAACUGGCAGUUUACAAAGAUGUGAUUCCCGGUUACAGAAUACGUCCUCUAUCUGAGGAAGAUAUGGAGACGAAGGUCUCGAAGGAGGUACGGCGAUUACGAGCCUAUGAGCAGGCCCUUGUUGGAGGUUACCAAGGCUAUAUUCGAGAGCUUUCAAAGUUAGCACAGUCUGGGAAAGGAGGAACAUCGAGAGAUGGAGGCCCGAGCCUUGGCAGUAUUGCAAUUGGAUGUGCAUGUACCCUUCUGACCGCGGUGCCGCACUUCAAUUUCAGGAAAGACCUUUUAAAAAUAUUGGUUGGAAAACUCAGUACGAGGAAGAUCGACGACGACUUCCUCAAAUGCCGCAAGACGAUCGAAACUUUGUUCCGCGAGGAUGAAGAUGGUACACCGUCUCUGGAUGCAGUGGCACUUCUUACAAAAAUGAUGAAGGCAAGGAGUUAUCGAAUUGAUGAGAGCGUGUUGAAUACCUUUCUACAUUUGAGGUUACUUUCGGAGUUCUCCUGGAAAGCCUCGACAAAUCACGUUGAUAAACCCAGUAAGGAAGAUGGCGAGUUUGGAGGCAAAAAGCUGAAGGAGAAGAAGGUGUUUCGGACAAAGAAGGAGAGGAAGUUGAUGAAAGAACGCAAGGCUGUAGAGAAGGAGAUGAAACAGGCUGAUGCUUCAGUAAGUCAUGAAGAGCGAGACAAGAUGCAAGCGGAGACUCUGAAGAUGGUCUUCGUGACCUAUUUCCGCAUCUUGAAGAUUCGUUCCCCGACUCUCAUGGGAGCUGUCUUGGAAGGUCUAGCCCGCUACGCGCAUCUCAUCAAUCAGGAUUUCUUUGGCGAUCUCCUCGAAGCAUUGAAAGACCUUAUUGGCCAUGCCGAAACUGGCGAUGAUGUCGAGGAUGAUGAGCAAGGAGACGACGAUGUUGAAACUACGCGAAAUUUAACUCGAGAAGCACUACUUUGCGUUAUUACUGCAUUUGCUUUAUUGGAAGGGCAGGAUGCACAUAAAGCAAAGUCAACACUCAGCUUAGACCUGAGCUUCUUCAUAACGCAUCUCUACCGAAACCUACACGCUCUCUCUCUCAACCCGGAUAUUGAACUCAGCGCCAAAUCUCUCCAUCUUCCCGACCCAAACGACCCCAACCAUUCCUCUGUCAGCACUACCAACAACAAGAUCAACAUCCAAACAACCACGGUCCUUCUCUUGCGCUCCCUCUCCUCCGUUCUACUCCCCCCACUUGCUCAACGAGCUGUACCGCCACUUCGAAUCGCAGCAUUUACAAAGCAACUCCUCACGUCUUCACUGCAACUUCCUGAGAAAUCCUGUAUGGCAAUGAUGGGGCUACUAUGUAAAGUCACCAAGACUCACGAGAAGAAAAUUGCCGCAUUAUGGAACACCGAAGAAAGAAGAGGCGAUGGGACUUUUGAUCCCCUCAGCGGCGAAGUAGAAGGAAGUAAUCCUUUUGCCACUACGAUUUGGGAGGGAGAGAUAUUGAGAAAGCACUUCUACCAAGUAGCGGCUUUCGCUCCGGACGAACUUCUCUUUCCCCCAGAAAUUCAUACCAAACCUGUGGCUAUCUUCUGUUUAUUGGUACUCCCACUUAUCGCCAAUGCCACUCGAUGUGACAUGGUAUCGGAGGAAAGGCCUGCAAGCAGUAUCGCGACACCCCUCUUCCUCUACGGAGUACGACGUACAGUCCUUGACGACUCUGACAUUUCAACAGAAACGAAAUUGGUUGAACAUAUAAAAGCCUUCCCUUCAGAAACGAAGCCGCUUUCAGACACGGCGAGUUCGUUGGGAGGAAAACCACGGACGCCUUCGUCGGCUUCUUUCAUCCCUGUGGGCCAUAUCUCCCUUGACGCUGAUGGCGACGACCCAAGCCGUGCGGAGUCUUACGGAAUAUCAACCUUCUACAUCUCGAGGGUCUUGCAAGGAGGAGGUCUAGGCCGCGCAGCUAUGGAUGCUAUAGAGAUCGUGGCCACCAGUGAGCCACUGAACGCGAAAUCGUUGUGGCUGUAUACCAUGGCCAAUGAGCAGGAAGAACAGACGCGGCAAUGGGAGCUUCGAGCAAACCAGCCAAAGAUAUCUAGACAGGAUUGGUAUCAGAGAAGGGGGUAUGAGGUUUACCGCAUCAUAGCUCGUGGUUUGAGCCAUGUUGAUGAGCAGGGGAACACAUUGUGGUUUAAUCUCAUAUAUAUGAGAAAGAAUAUUACGUGAAUGCUUUUUCAAGUAGAACUCGCCAUUCAAAAGGAUGGGAGAGGUCGGACCCCCUCCUAGCUUUAUGCCGUUUCUUUUAAAAGAAUUGUCCAGUUCUGCCUUCUAAGGGAUAAAUAGUCUUGAGCUUGUUGCGUAUGAGUAGAAGACGUGUUGCUCCCUCGAGUCUUCCUCUGAUGAAAGACAACCUCAGGCCCCAGAGCGCCGAGAAAAUCAUAUGCAUGGUAAAGCAGAAUUCAAGGAAUACAUAUCUUUUUCUGAACGGG